UUCUUCGUCGAAGACUCGAAGUCAAUGCGCAUGCGCUCAAACUCGGAAACUUCGGGGUUCAUGUGAUGACAGUUUCAUUCAUUCUCGAUUCCAUAUAACGAAGUCGCAUUUAUUCUUCUUCAUCUCAAAUUCCGUAAGUUUGAGCCUUCUGUCCCAUUUCCUCAUCAGCACGUACAAGGAAACUGUGAAGAAAUGGAUGAAUUUGAGACAAAAAUCGGUUUCCACAUUUUUUUUUUUUUAAUUUGUGGGCAUAGUUGAGGAGACGGAUGCCUUUUUUUUCUUGGGUACCAUAUAAAUUGGGUACAAAAUCUUUGCUUUCUUUUCUUUUCCCCAUAUUGGAGCUUUUGGGUUUGUUAGCCAAGCAAAGUAAUGGCAGCAGCAUUGAUUGGAGGGGCUGCUCUGGGAGCAGUAUUCGGAGAGGCAUUUUCACUGUUGUCUGGAGCAGUUCAGGAUGCGGUAAAGGAAGCCCGUAUGUUCAAAUCCAUUCUCAAACGCCUCCAAUCCACGCUGGAUUCUGUCAAGCCAUUGGUUGAAGAGAUAAGAUGUUUAAACAGACAAGUGGAUCGCCGGGGAGAGGAAGUAAAGAGGUUGAUCGAAGAAAUGAAUAAGGGAAAGGAGCUCGUUUUGAAGUGCUCAAAAAUCAGUUGGUGGAACUACCGCAUGAAAUCCCAGUACUUGAGCAAACUCUGCGAGUUGGAAGAGGACAUUGGCAGGUUCUUUCAGGUUGAGACUUUGGCGGGUGUGAAUGCUAUCCGUCAGAAUAGUUUGGUCGUGAGGUAUGGCGGGGUGUCAUGCGCGGUUCCCCGUCCUCCUGAUUUUAUUGUUGGAUUCGAUGUGCAUAUGAAGAAGUUGAAGAUGCAGCUGCUGAAGGAGGAGGUGUCGGUGCUUGUAUUGACUGCUCCUGGAGGAUGCGGGAAGACCACAUUGGUAAAAAUGCUCUGUCAGGAUGAGGAAAUUAAAGGCAUAUUUGAGAAGAAUAUUUUCUUCGUCCCUGUCUCAGAAACUCCAAACUGGAAGGUCAUUGUAGAUAGACUAUUUCAUCAUAUGGGUUUUCAGGGGCCUGAGUUUCAAACUAAUGAAGAUGCAGUCUACCAGCUGGAGCAACUGCUGAAAAAUCGAAUUGAAGGAUCUAUAUUGUUGAUUCUGGAUGAUGUCUGGUCUGGAUCAGAAUCCCUUCUUGAGAAGUUUAAGUUUCAUAUGCCAAAUUUCAAGAUUCUUAUGACUUCAAGAGCGGCAUUUCCAAGAUUUCGCUUUACAUAUAAAUUACAACCAUUAAAUGAUAAAGAUGCAAUGACUCUUUUUCAUCACUCAGCAGGCCUGCAGGAUCGAAGCUCUUUGAUUCCAGAUGAAGUUAUCAAAAAGAUACUGAAGUUAUGUGGGGGGUUCCCUCUGGCCGUUGAAGUGAUUGGAAAAUCACUAUGUGGGAAGUCAGCAGAGGUCUGGUACAGUAGGGUGAAGAAAUUGUCUAGUGAUCGUUCUAUCCUUAAUUCUGACAGCGAUUUGCGUAAAUGUCUCCAAAAGAGCCUAGAUUUCUUGGAUGAUGAGGUCAUCAAGAACUGUUUCCUGGACCUAGGUUUGUUUCCAGAAGACCAAAGGAUCCCUGUUGCUACCCUCAUUGAUAUGUGGGCAGAAUUAUACAACCUAGAUGAAGAUGGCAUCGAUGCCAAUGCUAACCUACAUGAAAUCACUAGCCUGAAUCUGGCUAGUCUUGUGGUCGCAAGGAAAGAUGCGAGUGAUGUUGGUAACUACUACAGUGAAGACUUCGUCUUGCAACAUGAUCUUCUUAGAGAGCUAGCUAUCCAUCAGAGCAGCCAGGAGCCAAUAAAACAAAGGAAAAGACUGAUCAUGGACAUAAGUGGAAACAAUCUUCCCAACUGGACAGAACAGCAGCGGCAACCUCUCGGCGCACGCCUCUUGUCUAUCUCAACUGAUGAAACGUUCUCAUCAAGUUGGUUCAAUAUUGAACCACCCGAAGUUGAGGUUUUAGUUCUCAAUUUUCAAACGAAGAAUUACAUGCUACCCGAGUUCGUGGAGAAAAUGGAUAAACUGAAGGUUCUGGCUGUCACAAAUUAUGGCUACUUUCCUGCUGAAUUAGGUAAUUUUCAGCUACUUGGAUCUCUUUCCGAUAUAAAGAAAAUCAGAUUAGAGAAGGUUUCAAUUCCUUCCCUUUUCAAGUCCCCAGUGCAACUGAAGAGUUUGGAGAUGAUUUCCCUGUUUAUGUCUAAUAUUAGUCAGGCUUUUAGAAAUUAUAUUAUCCAGGUUUCAAAUGCAUUGCCAAUUCUAAAGAGAUUAGAGAACGUUUCAAUUCCUUCCCUUUUCAACUCCCCAGUGCAAUUGAAGAGUUUGGAGAAGAUAUCCCUGUUUAUGUGUACUAUUGAUCAGGCUUUUAGGAAUUGUACUAUCCCGGUUUCAGAUGCAUUGCCAAAUCUAAAGGAGAUAAACAUUGACUAUUGCAAUGAUCUUGCUGAAUUGCCUGCUGGGCUGUGUGAUAUCGUCUCCCUUAAGAAACUUAGCAUCACCAAUUGUCAUAAGCUGUCUGCAUUGCCUGAAGAGAUAGGAAAGCUGGAAAAUUUGGAAGUGCUAAGGCUUAAAUCCUGUACUGAUUUGCCGGAGUUGCCAGAGUCAAUCAGAAGCCUUCAUAAGUUAAGCAUUCUUGACAUAUCUGACUGCCCAAGCAUUAGGAAGUUGCCAAAAUACAUUGGUGAGUUGCAUAAUUUGAAGAAGCUCCACAUGGAAGGGUGCUUGAGAUUGCGUAAUCAUUUGCCAACAUCUACUUUGGAUCUUGAGCAGUUGGAGCUUGUGACAUGUGAUGAAGAGAGGGCCAAGUUAUGGGAGCCUAUUAAGGACUACCUGACUAAUCUAAAGGUAGAGGUGGCUGAAAAAGAUGUCAACUUGAAUUGGCUUCCCGUAAAUGAUUUCUGAGAACUGUUUUUGUUUGGAAAAUGUGCAAGGUGGGAUAAAGUAUCUGUAGAAUGUUGUAAUCUGUAGAAACUGGAGUAUAAAGGAAGAGGUUUUGGCAUGAACGAUAUAAUUGUUGAUGAGAUUCAAAGAGUUUCUGCAGAAUAGAAUGGAAAAUUCUGCAGAAGGUUGUUGGAGAUA
Alnus glutinosa is the source of this 3099-nucleotide messenger RNA. RefSeq names its product probable disease resistance protein At5g66900. The record is from RefSeq and is a predicted model, not a curated record. Bases 370 to 2922 code for a protein of 850 amino acids. The transcript is spliced from 5 exons. Gene Ontology annotation, molecular function: ATP hydrolysis activity; ADP binding. Lineage: Eukaryota; Viridiplantae; Streptophyta; Magnoliopsida; Fagales; Betulaceae. Gene Ontology annotation, biological process: defense response to fungus.